Filobasidium floriforme is the source of this 1822-nucleotide messenger RNA. RefSeq names its product MFS general substrate transporter. Bases 175 to 1740 code for a protein of 521 amino acids. NCBI's taxonomy places the organism in Eukaryota, Fungi, Basidiomycota, Tremellomycetes, Filobasidiales, Filobasidiaceae. The record is from RefSeq and is a predicted model, not a curated record. The transcript has 8 exons. Gene Ontology annotation, molecular function: transmembrane transporter activity. Gene Ontology annotation, cellular component: membrane. Gene Ontology annotation, biological process: transmembrane transport.
CCCCCGGAUUGCAUCUCGUCCGAACGCGAUUGGUUCGCUUGGACGAGCAUCAUGGUCCCGUGGAGAACCCCUCGGGGUUGAAGAGCAUAAAGUCUGUCAGACCCCCAGGUCACCCCGCAGACCCUUCACCUGUUGCGUUCUCCCACUCGAUUCUGCCAACGACAUUGAUCAAGGAUGAGCAUCGAACCCACCAACGAGAAGCGAAACGUCGCGCACUUCGAAAUCGAAGAAAACGCUGGUCUUCAAGAUGGCUCGUUGCUCGAAGCUACUACUACUGGAGGCACCGGGACUGAAAAGGGUUACGCUGGAUCUUUUAUCGGGGACACUCACCGCGCAGAGACUCGCAAGGCUGAGCGAAAGUUGCUCUUGAAGCUAGACGUCGUGAUCUUGCCUCUCGCUUUCCUGCUCUACCUGUCCGCCUAUCUCGAUCGAGGAAACCUGGGAAAUGCGCGUCUACAAGGUCUUCAGAAGGAGGCUCUGGAUAACAGUGACGAAAAAUACUCCUUGGCCCUCUCGUGCUUCUUCAUUACCUACAUCACAUUGAGUAUCCCAGGAACUCUGCUUGCCAAAGCCGUAGUACCUUCGACCUCGAUCUCGAUUGGUGCUAUGAUCUGGGCUGUUGCUGCUACCGCACAAGCUGGCGUCAAGAACCCCGCUGGGGUUUACGUCUGUCGUCUCUUCGUCGGAGUUGGAGAGGCCAUGUUCGGGCAGGCGGUCGCCCUCUACUUUUCCUAUUGGUACACCAAGUCCGAAAUCUCCAAACGGGUCGCUUUGUUCAUCGGCGCUGGAGCACUAGCGGGCGCCUUCGGAGGUCUGAUCGCCUACGGUGUAGCAAGGAUCCAUCACCCCAAGAUCGAAGCCUGGCGUGUGCUCUUCUUGAUUGAAGGGUGUCCCUCCGUCCUACUCGCCAUCUGCGUCUUCAUCUUCCUGCCUUCCCGCCCUCAAUCGAGUAAAUACCUCAAUGAGAACGAACGCACAUUGGCCAUCACCCGGCUCAACGCGGAUUCGCUCAACGAGGGGGACAACGGGAUCGAUUGGAGUGGCGUCAAGCGGGCAUUCUUGGACUGGAAGACCUACAUGAUCGCCAUCGCAUACUCGUGCAUGAACCUCACCCUUGGUUCCGUUUCUGGAUUCCUGCCGACCAUUAUCAAAGGUCUCGGAUACUCCGCUGCGCAGGCUCAACUUUACACAGUCCCGCCCUAUGCUGUGGCUUUGGUGGUCACCAUGUUGCUGUCCACUCUUUCCGACAGGUUCAGGUCCCGAGGCCUCUAUGCGGCGGGAGUCUAUAUCUGUGGAAUUGUUGGCUGGGCGAUUCUCUAUGCCGUUAGCCCUGUUCACGCCAGUCACUCCGACCUGCACGUCCGCUACUUCGGAUGCAUCUUGAUCGUUUGUGCGGGUUACGGAGCGAUCCCCAUCAUCAUCUCUUGGCAAUCGAACAACUGUGGAUCGCAGAGCCAGCGUGCCGUUGCACUCGGAAUGUUGAACACUAUCGGCCAAUGUUUGUCUAUCCUGGCGUCCUACUCUUUCCCCAGUCACGAAGGACCGCGGUUCCACAAGGGUAUCACCCUGAACCUGGCCUUCCAGGCUCUGGGUUUCUGCAUCUGUAUCGGAAUGACUCUCUACUACCGAGCGGAAAACAAGCGUCGAGACAGGAUCGAAGGAGGACGUCCGGUUGAAGGCACCGUGCUCAACGUUAUUGAAGAGCACGAUCUCGCUCCUGGGUUCCGAUACAUUCCUUAAAUUUGAAGGGCUUUCAUGGCGAAAAACAGUGUCUUACGUAUUUGUAUAUCAUUGGGGAAUCUUCCGGCAGCCCGUUCGGUAC